Messenger RNA from Rhagoletis pomonella (apple maggot), 988 nucleotides. Its product is annotated as cytochrome b-c1 complex subunit Rieske, mitochondrial-like. Gene Ontology annotation, cellular component: membrane. Gene Ontology annotation, molecular function: 2 iron, 2 sulfur cluster binding; quinol-cytochrome-c reductase activity. Gene Ontology annotation, biological process: mitochondrial electron transport, ubiquinol to cytochrome c. The transcript has 3 exons. The record is from RefSeq and is a predicted model, not a curated record. Lineage: Eukaryota; Metazoa; Arthropoda; Insecta; Diptera; Tephritidae. Bases 144 to 833 code for a protein of 229 amino acids.
UGCUGUCAGUUAUCAGUCAAUUGUGAACAAUCAGCAGCGAUUUUGGUAGGCAGCGAAAUUUUUCGCAACAAUCUUGGCCACCAUAAAAUUUUGAAUAAAUUUCGAUUGUAUAAAACUACGAGUAUUUAUUACAAGUUUAAAAAAUGAUGAACGCUGUGACACGUGUUUACCUACGCGCUGUCAGUCAGACAGUUUCCAACGUCAUCAAGCCAGCCGCAGUAGCUACCACUCAGGCCCAACGCAAUGCGCACACUGAUUUGCGGGUGCCUGACUUCUCCCCUUACCGUCGCGAGUCUGUAAACACACCAAACCGUAAGGAUGAUUCCGCCGAGAGCCGCAAGGCAUUCUCUUACAUGCUUAUUGGCGCUGGUGCUGUUGGCAGUGCAUACGCAGCUAAGGGACUGGUAACCGCGUUCGUGAGCUCGAUGAGCGCAACUGCUGAUGUUUUGGCCAUGGCUAAGAUUGAAAUCAAGCUUAGUGAUAUUCCAGAGGGCAAGUCGGUCACAUUCAAAUGGCGUGGCAAACCUUUGUUCAUUCGUCAUCGUACAGCCAGCGAAAUUCAAACCGAGCGCUGGGUUGCAGUUUCCACAUUGCGUGAUCCUCAAGCCGAUGAUCAACGUGUAACCAAGCCAGAAUGGUUGGUCGUAAUCGGUGUCUGUACGCAUUUGGGUUGUGUACCAAUUGCCAAUGCUGGUGACUUCGGCGGUUAUUACUGUCCGUGCCAUGGUUCUCACUACGAUGCCUCUGGACGUAUUCGCAAAGGACCAGCUCCAUUGAAUUUAGAAGUACCGGCUCAUAUAUUCCCUGAUGAUGGCACACUGGUCGUUGGUUAAGUACGAAGUAGUUCAGUUAAACAAAGAAAACGAAGUGAAAGGUGUAAACAUAAUUUAUAACUCAAUAAAAAAGUUGGGGCGAAAUGUGAUUCGUUUACCCGUAUGCAUUGGUGUAUAUGGCGCAAGUUGCACUGAUCUUUAAAAAAAAACUUAAA